AUGGCCGCCAACCAGCCCGUUAAGUUCAACAACGUCGAGCAUUUCGAUGUCUCGACCGGCAAAGGAGUCUUGAUUGACGAAACGAGGCUCGACCCAGAGCUUCAUGUUGCGGCCACCCUACAGCAUGGAUCCGACCUCGAUGAGAAAGAAUACAAGAGGGUGAUGUGGAAAGUCGACCUCCGACUUAUGCCUCCUCUCGCAUUACUCUACGCCUGGGCGCUGAUAGAUCGGGUCAAUCUAUCAAGCAUCCAAAUUGGAGGACUGUCGGCCGAUCUGGGAACAGACAAGGGCAAUCGGUACACUUUGAUCACGAUGAUUUUCUUCAUCCCCUACGUGCUCUUUGACUGGGAUGGCUUUGUAGAUCCCUCAAACCUGGCCCUUCGUAAAUUUGGCCCUCAAAAAUGGCUUGGCUUCAUCGGUUUUACCUGGGGCUGUCUCACGAUUGCCAUGGGAUUCACACACUCCUGGAUAUCCAUUCUUAUCUUGCGCAUCAUUUUUGGAGCCCUUGAAGCCGGGCUUUCGCCAGGCUGCAUAUACCUCAUGUCCUGCUGGUAUCCACGGUAUGAAGUCCAAAAGAGGUUCAGCUUUUGGGCAGCAGGCGCGAUCCUAUGUUCAGGUAUCUCCAGUCUUCUCGUAUACGGGAUCGAGAAGGUUGGAACAGUCGACGGACUUCAUCCUUGGAGAUGGGUCUAUAUCAUUGAAGGCAUUGUGAGUGCCGCUGUCGGCCUGCUUUGCGGGAUCGUCCUUGUCGACUUUCCUGACAGAGCCGUUCGUCCCGGAUUAUUGCAUAGCAAAGGCUUCCUUACCACAGACGAAGCUUCGCUCAUCCUCGCUCGCCUUCAGCGCGACCGCGGAGAUGCUGUGCCUGAUAAGCUUACUAUGAAAAAAUUAGUCACGUUCCUGAUGGACUGGAAAAUGUGGGAGUUUCCAUUCCUACUCCUGUGCAACAAUAUGGCGAUCUACUCAUACUCAUAUUUCCUCCCACUCAUUCUUCGUGGAUCCUUUGGCUAUUCUCUCGAAAAGUCUUAUAUUCUCAACUUUCCUCCAUAUGUCCUAGCGGCAAUAUGGAUGCUGGUAGUUGGAUACUUCGGGGACAAAUAUAAGAUCCGCGGUCCCAUUGUCCUCGUACAGGCCCUCAUCAUCAUUCUGGGAGUCUGCAUGACCGCGUUCCUGAACAAUGGAGCUGCGCGAUACGUCGGUGUCUUCCUCGGAGUUGGCGCUAUCAAUUCGAACAUCCCUGCAAUUCUCAGCUACCAGCAUAACAAUAUCACUGGUCAACUUAAACGAGCACUUGCAACUGCCAUGAUCAUAGGUGGUGGUGGAUGCGGCGGUAUUGUUGCGAGCAACGUCUUUAGGCACCAAGACGCUCCAAAUUACACGCCUGGACUAAUCGCUGUAAUUGUUUCGCAGGUCCUCACAGCUGUAAUCGUCCUGAAAAACUUCGCGGUUUUCAAAAGACUGAACCGCAAGGCCGACCGUGGAGAGAUCAUUCUCGAGGAUACGGAAGGCUUCAGAAGAUUAUUGUUGGAAGAAGGAGUCGAACGAUUGAAGGAUAUAUUCUUGCAUUUAUCUGUCGAGCGCAUGCCUGCCAUCCCUACCUUGUGGAUGGACUCAUCUCGAUGGCAUCAAGAGCCAUUGGAUUGGGCUGCUCACGCCUAUCAACUGCUUGCCCCUCAAAUUAACGUCAAAGGUCGCAUGGCUCUACUUUUGCUGCUCGCCGUCAUCUGGGCUUUCUCAUGGCUCCUAUGGCGCGCAUACCAGGUGCUCACUACGCCCAACGAGAUCUUGGUAGAGAAACUCGGCCUCGACAUCCCCCCCGCUCCGGUCCUGAUCCUCGAAGAAAUCUCCUCCACUGAGGUGUAUGUGACUUGGAAACAUGCCGAACCGUCUUCCUCUGUUCAAGAGCACUACGUGGAGCUCAAUGGCGUCAUUAUUGGGACUACCAAGAAGAGCGAGAUGGGCGCUGUCAUAUCUGGCCUUCGUCCUGGGACAAAAUAUGCCAUUCGCGUCUUCUGCGUCAGCACCGGCACCUUCCAGACUCCUAGCGCUCCCUUCCACGUACGCACUCCUCAUCUUCCCGAGGGGAAGGAGGCUCCCGAAUCGGUUCCCACGGUCAGAGGGGUUUCGGUGCGAAAUGCUUCCACGGCAACCCCUUUAGCUGCCCCCUCCAUGACGCGCGAUCUUAGUGGAGGACAGCCCAUGGGAAGAAGGGGAACCACCGGCCGGAGGCCUUCUCCGGCCGGUCAUGGCACUGAUGCACAGGGUCAAGACGGAGGGUCCAGGGCCGAGGAGGAGGAAAUGGACGGCGAUCUCGCCGAAUUGUCGCAACGGUUCCAAAAGGUCCAACAGGACAUCGAGGCUGUCGAGGCUCAGAUCCAAGAGGAAGACAGGGAGUUCGAGGCCGCCAUGAAGGAGCUCGAGGCACGCCGCGACGAAUUGAAACAGAGUCUGAAAGAGCGGGAUGAAGCCAGCAGUGACCUCCGCAAGCAAGUCCACAAGGCAGAGACACUCAGUCGCACAGCUCAAAACGAAAAGACCAAGAAAGAGCGCUUAUUACAGCAGAAGGAGAACCAGCGACGGAAGAGGAAGGAUGACAUUUCCCGGUGGGAAGAGGCCACCGCCGCGAUGAAGGAGGAAAUUGCGGGCAUCGAAAAGCAGAAAGCAGCUAUUGAGCGUCGAACGCAAUCUGAGCUCCGGGAAAUGCGCAGGAAAAUCGAAGAGGAACAGAAGGAAGUCGCCAUGCUGGAGGAGGACAACAAGGAUAAAGCGCUCCAGAUCAAAGCCUUGGAAGAGGAACGCAAACUGCAGAACGUCGAUGAGGAGACGGAUGAAACGAGAGAAGCUGAUCGCCUCGAUCGCGAGCGGGAUAUGAGAUGGCGGGCCAGAUACGAAGGCCUGCAGCAAACCUACACUCGACUGUGGAACGACCUGCAAUUGGCCAAUCAGCAAGUCAACUACACCCGGGAGCAGAUCAAUCAGCUCGAGGCAAGGCGAGCAAAUUCGAUGGCCUUCGCGCCCAUUGCACCGCUGGACAUGGACGCCAUUCGCCGAGGAAUGAGGCCUAUUCGACGAGCGAGACCGACGGGCUCCCUCGGGAGUAGUAUCUCUUCGCCACGAGGUCCGUUUGCUGGGCCGGAGCCUUUCCCGUCAGGACUGCAGUACACCUCUGCUCCGACUUCGUCUCCUACAGCGGUCGUGCCCAGCUAUUUCAACCCGCAGAACGGGAUGACACUGGCAAUGCCCGUGGAGAUGACGGCUUCGACCCACGAUGAGCCUGACACUAUCUCUUCGAUUCCCAUGAGUCCUCGGGCAGAUUCCCUCCUCCCAGCAGAUCUUCUUGGGGACGAAUCUGCUGAUGAUCUUCCUGAGGCAGAAAUUCCGCAGCAGAGAGAGAAAUCUGAGACGGGCACGUCACCUUUCCCCACGAUAGGGUCGCCCGUCCUGCAUCCGGACAGCGGCCGGACCGAGUCGCCCAGUGUUGGUUCCUCGUCUGGCCGGUCGUUCUCGAGCCCCAUGCAAAUUUCUGCCCCGGCCGAAGGCGAUGAGAAGUCGUCCAAUUCCGGCAAGAAGUCAGAUGAACCACCUGAAGAAGACGAGGUGGUCCAGCAACCGAAGAAGCCCAAGUACACAUCCGUGUCGUCCAUGUUUGGCCUCAAUCGUCAGCGAGGAAAGACUCUUGCGGACCAGCCACCCCUGCUUGGGUCUCUCAAGCCCAGCCAGAGCCAGUCAUUUCCCAGAAAUGUGGAAGAUUUCGAUCCCCGACUGGAAACCAAAAGGCGACUGAGCUAUGGCGGAAAUUGGGCGUUUCCCGGAUCGGCCCUUUUAAACAGUAGCAGCACCCAGGAAGACAAAGAGCCUUCGGUCUCCCGCUUUGCUGCGACGAGACGCGCCUUUGGCUUGGGCGGCUUUGGGAAAUCGGCUGCGGCUUCAGCGAACUACGACCCAUUCGCCAUGCGGUCCGCCUCCUUCGAUCCAGGACUUCGAGGUGAUACUUCGUCUCCAAGACCAUCGUCCACUUAUUCUUUCGACAAAAUGCCGCGACCGUCGAUGGAAAGCCAGUUUCGUGCGUGGAAUGACAAGUCGGCACUGCGAAACAGCCCUUUGGCUCCAGACUGGGGUUCCCUACAUUCUUUUUCCCGUUCCCACUCGCGACGCCCCUCGAUCGUUUACGGGUCGACCAGCAACCUCUCCCUUCCACACGGGGACGAGGAAGUUGUCGAGCCAGACCGGAAACCAACACGUCCUCUGCAGGCACCCAUUGGCACCCGACCAGCAUCUUCUCAACAGUCCUCGACUCCGAAACUGAAUCCCGCCGCUCCGUCAUUCACGACACUCUUCAGCAGGCGGAGUGAGAAGUCCAAGGACAAGGACAAAACCAAGGCGAAAGAGUCGAAGGAGAGGGUCAAUGACUUGGACACUGCGUCGGUCCCGGAGUCUCGACGGUCCAAAGACACCAACUCGAUCGCGGCGACCGUGUCUACCCUUGAAUCGGAAACGCUCGAUCGAACACAGUCGGCGACCAGUGCUCAGUUGUCUCUUGAGAGUACUCCGGCCAAGCCGACCUUCAUCUCCAAGAUCACGCGCAAGGCCAGCAGCAAUAAAUUUGGGAGCUGGAAGGACAAGGGCAGCUUAUUCUCUAGAAAGGAAGCAUCUGUUCCGACGGGGGAGAACGAAGAGGAACAAGGGUCCACGGAACAUCUCGGGAGGAGUUUGGAAAGCACGUCGACGACGCCGAGCGCGGAGGACAAGAAGACAAGUCGAACGAGCCUGAGCACCUGGAGCUUUAUGCGCAAGAGCAAAAAGGGGCUGAAGGAAGACUUGACAGCGAGCGAGAUCAGCGAGAGCAGCGAGAGGGCCAGUGAGGCUGAGGAAGUUGGGGAGGAGCGAGAAGAGGACGAACAGCCUUGA
Messenger RNA from Fonsecaea erecta, 4908 nucleotides. RefSeq lists its product as hypothetical. The record is from RefSeq and is a predicted model, not a curated record. The transcript is spliced from 19 exons. The coding region runs from base 1 to 4908 and encodes 1635 amino acids. Gene Ontology annotation, cellular component: membrane. Gene Ontology annotation, molecular function: transmembrane transporter activity; protein binding. NCBI's taxonomy places the organism in Eukaryota, Fungi, Ascomycota, Eurotiomycetes, Chaetothyriales, Herpotrichiellaceae. Gene Ontology annotation, biological process: transmembrane transport.